AUGGACAAUGUUGACUCCCUCAAGUCAGCCCUGAGGCAGAGAGCCAUGGCAGCAUCAUCAUCGAAGCAGCCACUCUCUGACGUACAAUAUAGCGCUGGAUUCGACAUCUUUCUACAGGGCACUGGUUGGACCAUCUAUCAAGACUUCAUUAUACCACAACUGGUGGAGCUUCUGACGCCUCUCUUCAACGCUCGCGCUCGCAUCUCGGUGCUAGAAAUUGGCCCUGGGCCAAAGAGUGUUCUUGGUUAUCUUCCCUGCAGUCUAAAGCGGAAAAUUAGAAGAUUUGCCGCAUUUGAACCUAACAUUCUCUUUGCCAACGCGUUGGAAAAAUGGUUCUCACCUGGAUUCGCAUCGGACCCGCCAUUUCCCUGCCUGGAUGACCUGCCCGAUAUCCGCCGAGCGCCAUUUAUCCUUCAUGGCGACGUAGACAGCAAUGCAGCAAAGGGCGCGCACGACAAUGACGAGAAGUACGACGUGAUUCUGUUCUGCCACAGCAUGUACGGCCUGAAUCCCAAAACUAAAUACAUUGAGCGAGCGCUGGAUAUACUUGUCAAUCAGCCCGAAGAGGGACUGGUAAUAGUUUUCCAUCGCGACGGACAGCCAAAUUUUGAUGGAUUAGCAUGCCAUCGAACGGCUUGUUUUCCUACCGGAGCAGUUUGCGUACCGAAUGAUGACAAUAUCUUGGACUGUUUUGCUUCAUUCGUUGCAGGAUAUGUCUUGCACGAAAGGGAUGCAGAUACUACCAUUCGAGUUGAUUGGCGUGAUAUUUGCCGACGGUUGAGUCGACGGGCAGACCCCGAGGCGAAACACCUCAUUUUCGGCUCACCGACCUUGAUGAUCGCCUUUAAUAAUCACUCAACUGCUGUACAGGAACUGGCAACGUAUGUCCCACUAUCGGAUUUGAAAAUGCCGAUUAAGAAUUGGGAGGCCCGCUUUCAUCGGCCCGCAUCAGUCGUUAGGCCGACAGAGAUCCAACAAGUACAGACCUGCGUUCAGUGGGCUAUCCAACACAAGACCGGUCUCACUGUCAUUGGAGGGAGCCACAGUGGUCACUGCCUAUGGCCCCAUAUUGUUGCAAUUGAUAUGAGUGUAUUCGACGAGAUUCACAUUUGUCGGGCAGGGGAUGGGGAAGCGGGAUCCAGCCUCGAUUGUCAGCUGCUGAUCGUCGCGGGAGCUGGGUGCAAAACAGGGGAUGUCGUUCGCCAAGCUAUGGCAGCUGGUGUAACCGUGCCUUUGGGUGCCCGUCCCAGUGUAGGUGCGGGCAUGUGGAUACAAGGAGGACUUGGACAUUUGACUAGGUUGUACGGACUCACAUGCGACGCUAUCGUUGGAGCCAUUGUUGUCGGCGUUGAUUCUGGCCGGGUCCUUUGUGUCGGCGAUGUACCAGCACAACAUCGUCCGGCGGGUGCUGUCCGCCCAGAAAAUGAAAUAGAGCUCUUAUGGGCACUCAGAGGCGCUGGCACGAACGUUGGCAUUGUCAUUAGCUUGACGUUCAAGACAUUUCCUGUUCCGACCUACCGGGUCCGAACCUGGAAUGUCCCGCUUGAAGAUGGAAAUGAUGCACGACUAAAGCUCCAAAAGUUUGGGGAGGCCUUUGCCGGUUGUCUCCCAACAAGUUGUUCUGCGGAUGCAUAUCUGUAUUGGCAAAUGGACCAGAUGUAUCUGGGGGUGACCAUAUUCGAAACUUCGACGUCCGGUGACAGCCUACGAACCUUUCCGUCGAUGCCUGGUACAAUGGAAAUGAUGUUGGGGCUAGAGGAAAGUUUGAAAUCCAUGAACAGCUUAGAAUUGUUUGAGGCCGAGAUGUACAUGUCCAGAAUGCACGGCGGACACGGCGGCGGCAAGACCUCUUCGUUCAAGCGAUGUCUAUUUUUGAAAGGUAUGGGAGCGCGAAACAUCACGGAUAUUUUGGUGAAGGCCAUCGAGGAUCGCCCAUCACCGCUCUGUUACAUUCACCUACUUCAUGGUGGUGGUGCAGCCAGAGACGUGGCAAUUGAUAGCACAGCUUUCGGUUGUCGAGACUGGGAAUAUGCCUGUGUCAUAACAGGUGUGUGGCUUCGCGACCACGAUAGCAGCGAGAUCGCCCGAGAUGUCGUGGAGUGGGUAUACCACGUCGUCGACAAUCUGCUGCCCUUGAGCCGUGGAGUCUAUGGGGCAGACCUGGGACCUGACCCUAGAGAUUUGGUACUCUCGUCUCGGGCAUUUGGGUCAAAUCGACGGCGCUUAGCCUACCUCAAACAAGCAGCGGAUCCGUACAAUGUCCUGAGUUAUGCAUGCCCGUUGCCAAAGGCUGAGACAGUAAAGAAGCUCGUCAUUCUCAUUACCGGUGAACAUGGCGCUGGAAAAGACUAUUGUGCAGAUGCUUGGGCUUCUGCAUUUGCAGAGAGACUUCCAUGUGGACUCAUGGCAAGAGCAAUCAGCAUUAGUGAUGCGACCAAACGUGAGUAUGCAGCAGCUGUUGGUGCUGACCUGGGCCGUCUGCUUCAGGACCGUACUUACAAAGAGCGUCAUCGAUCAGCAUUGACAGUCUUCUACCAUGAUCAGGUCCGACAAAGGCCGCAGCUUCCAGAGGAGCAUUUCCUGGAUGUGGUUCACGAUGCCGUGGACGCCGACGUGUUGCUGAUUACGGGAAUGACAGAUGAGGCCCCAGUUUACGUCAGGGCAUCAAAUGAAACUAGAAACGCUCGUCGAGGCUGCAGCACCACCGACAGUGGUGGCUGCAGCAUCACAGCUCAGGGCCACUUCCAGGGCUUCGCAAGCCUGGUUUCGAACCACACGCCCACCUUUUUCUUCGACAACGAUGAGACAGGAGAUAAACGGGCAAGGCAAUUCGCCGAGAAGUACCUACUCCCGCUCAUCAGCGAAGACAUUGAACGACUCGCCCAAAUGGUGGGUUUGGUGCACGACUUUCCGCGGCCGAGAGUCGAUUUCCGCCACGUCUUGAACGUUUCCCAGCAACCAGGCGGGCUAGAGUUAUGCACGUCUUUGUUGCGCCUUCAGCUCCCAGAUCGAUGGCCCAAAAUCGACACUAUAGUUUGUUGUGAGGCUGGUGGAUUUGUAUUUGCUUCAGCACUUGCCUCGCGAGUUGGUGUACCGUUGGCCUUGAUCCGAGAAGCGGGCAAACUACCGCCGCCAAUUAUUUCUGUCUCCAGAUCCGCAUCACAUAUAUCUUCCCCUACUCCUAUGUCCGAACCCAAAGAGAGGCAUAUCGAAAUGGGCUUGGAUGUGAUCCCGCCGGGGGCGUCAGUUGUGGUUAUAGAUGACGUACUCGCCACGGCAAACACAAUGCUCGCAGUCCUACAACUUCUUAGCAAGACCAAUGCAUGUGCUGAUGUCAAAGUGCUUGUGGUCGCCGAAUUCCCCAUCAACCGUGGGCGUGGAUUGUUGAGGCAGCACGGCUAUGGUGGAGUUAGUAUACAGAGCCUCCUGGUUUUCGAUGGCGCAUAA
Penicillium diatomitis is the source of this 3447-nucleotide messenger RNA. RefSeq lists its product as uncharacterized. The transcript has 2 exons. NCBI's taxonomy places the organism in Eukaryota, Fungi, Ascomycota, Eurotiomycetes, Eurotiales, Aspergillaceae. Gene Ontology annotation, cellular component: cytoplasm. Bases 1 to 3447 code for a protein of 1148 amino acids. Gene Ontology annotation, molecular function: FAD binding; phosphomevalonate kinase activity. The record is from RefSeq and is a predicted model, not a curated record. Gene Ontology annotation, biological process: cholesterol biosynthetic process.